Messenger RNA from Penaeus vannamei (Pacific white shrimp), 3576 nucleotides. NCBI's taxonomy places the organism in Eukaryota, Metazoa, Arthropoda, Malacostraca, Decapoda, Penaeidae. The record is from RefSeq and is a predicted model, not a curated record.
AUGUCAGUGAUGUCAGCGGGAUCUCCAGGCUACAGGAAGACGUCAGACUUCAAAAAGAACAUCAGGCUGGGCGGAGGAACGGCCGGUACAGGAGGGCGAGCGAGGCACAUCCGGCCGAUGUCAGAGCGGCCACACAGCAGUCACCCAGGCCAGCCAAUGGUCAGCGACGCAGCAGUCACGAAUGAGUCACAAAUAACGCUCAACAGUCAGUCAGACCACGAGACAGCCGACAAGACCACGCCAGACCACGAAAUAACUGUCAAGACCACGCCAGACCACGUGGCAGCCGGCAAAACCACGCCAGACGCACAAGCGGCAGAGCAACCGACCACGCGACAGGCCGGCACGCCAGACACGCAAGCCGACAAGACCACGCCAGUCCACGCGGCAGCCGACAAGACCGACCAGACCACGCGACAGCCGAAGACAGCCGCGACAGCCGGCAAAGACCACCCCAAGACCACAGUGACAGCCGGCAAGACCCAACGCCGGACCACGCCAGACCACGCGACAGCCGCAAGACCACGCCAGAACCACGCGACAGCCGACAAGACGCACCCAGACCAAGACAGCCCUGACAAGACCACGCCAGACCACGCGACAGCCGGCAAGACCACGCCAGACCACACAGCCGACCCGCGCCAAGAGCACGCGACAGCGCAAGAGACGACGCCAGACCACGGCGACCAGCCGGCAAGACCACGCAGACCACGCGACAGCCACGCCAAGACCACGCCAGACCACGCCACGACAGCCGCAAGACCAACGCCAGACCACGCGAACGCCGGCAAGACCACGCCAGAACCACGUGACAGCCAGACCAAGACCACGCCAGACCACGCGACAAGCCGGCAAGACCACACCAGACCACGCGCAGCCGCAAGACCACCAGACCACGGCAAGACCAGCCAGACCACGCGCAGCCGCCGGCAAGACCAACCAGAAGGGCAGCCGGCACGACGAACAGCCGGCAAGACCACACCACCACGCAAGUACCACGCCACGACACGCCGGCAAGACCACCCAGACACAGCGACAGCCGGGAAGACCACGCCAGACCACGCGACAGCCGGCAAGACCACACCAGACCACGCGAAAGCCGCAAGACCACGCCAGACCAGACCACGCGACAGCCGGCAAGAACCACGCGACAGCCGGCAAGACCACGCGACACGCGCAGCCGGCAGAACCACGAGGAAGCCAAGCCGCAAGACCACAGCAGACCACGCGACAGCCAGGCAAGACCCGCGAGCAGCCGGCAAGACGCACGCCAGGCCACGCGACAGCAAGACCAACGCCAGACCUAACGCGACAGCCGGCAAGACCACGCCAGACCCACGCGAAGACAGCGCGACAAGACCACGUAGCAGCACGACCACGCCAGACCACGCGAGACAUCCAGACCACGCCAGACCACGCGACACGCGACAGCCACGCCAGACCACGCGACAGCGACACCGCAGACCUACGCCCAGCACGAGCCACGCAGACACGCAGACACACAGCCGGCAAGACCACGCCAGACAUCGCGACACCGCAAGACCACCAGCCAGAGCCACGCGAAACAGCGCGCAAGACCACGCCAACCACGCGACGCCGGCAAAGACCACGCCAGACCAACCGACAGCCGGCAAGACCACGUUGACCACGCCGCGCAAGACCACGCGAACAGCCGAAGACCACGUCAGACCACGUGACAGCCGGCAAGACCGCACGCCCAGCGACACCGGCGACGCCAGCAGAGGACGCACAGCCAAGACCACGCCAGACCAGCGACAGCCGCAAGACCACGCCAGACCACGCGACACCGGCAAGACCACGCCAGAACCACGCGACAGCCAGGCACGGACCACGCCGACCAGCGGACAGCCGGCAAGACACCCACAGACCAGCGACAGCACACGACCCCACGCCAGACCACGCGACAGCCCAAGCCACGCCAGACCACGCCAGCCGCCGGCAAGACCACGCCAGACCAGCGACAGCCGGCAAGACACGCGCAGCCGGCAAAGACCACGCGACAAGCCGGGCAAGACCACGAUAAGACCACGUACAGCCAGCAAGACCACGCCAGACCACGUGACAGCCGGCAAGACCACGCCAGAACCACGCGCGCGGCAGAACGAGCCACGCCAGAUGCCAGCAAGCCGGCAAACCAACGCAGACCACGCGACAGCCGACAAGACCACGUCCAGAUACCACGCGACAGCCAGCAAGCCCACGUCAGACGACGUGACCGGCAAGACCACGCAACAGCGAACAGCCGGCACGCCAGACCACGCGACAGCCGGCAAGACCACGCCAGACCACGUGACAGCCGGCAAGACCACGCCAGACCACGCGACAGCCGGCAAGACCACUCCAGACCACCGCCAGAACGCCAACCACGCGACAGCCCAAGGCACCGACAGAUCAGCCGGCAAGACGACCACGCGACAGCCAGCAAGACCACGCGGACAGCCGGCAAAAGCCGCCAGACCACGCGAGAGCCGGCAAGACCACGCCAGACCACGUGACAGCCAGCAAGAAACAGCCAGACCAGCGGGCAGCCGGCAAGACCACGCCAGACCAUGCGACAGCCGGCAAGACCACCCCAGACCACGUGACAGCCGCAAAGACCACGCCAGACCACGCGACAGCCGGCAAGACCACGCCAGACCACGCGACAGCCAGCAAGACCACACGACAGCCGGCAAGACGGACGCCAGACCACGUGACAGCCGCAAGACCCCCCAGACCACGCGACAGCCGCAAGACCAACGCAGACGACGUGACAGCCGGCAAGACCACGCGACCCAGACCACGCCAGACCACGCGAACAGCGCAAGACCACGUGACAGCCAGCAAGACCCGCCAGACCACGCGACAGGCCGCACCACGCAAGACCACCCGGCAAGACUACACCAGACACGCGCGGCAGCCGGCAAGACCACGCCGGACCACGCGACAGCCGGCAAGACCACACCAGACCACGUGACAGCCGGCAAGACCACGCCAGACCACGCGACAGCCGGCAAGACCACGCGACAGCCGGGCAAGGACCACGCCAGACCACGUGAGCCGCGGCAAAGACCACCGCCAACCACGCGACAGCCGCAAGACCACGCGACAGCCGGCAAGACCACGCCAGACCACGCAGACCACGCGAUCGUCAGGGAGAAUGUGGUCACAGAAAACUUUUUUACGAGGACAGAAAUUAAAAAACUUCUCGAUUCUCCACAGCCUGACGGAAAUUUAGAACUGACAUUGCAUCUGACAAUCAAUGGAGUGCAUGCAUGGCCCUGUCAUGUUCCGCCGCUGCUCAGGGACGCCGCCCAGGGACGAGGCAGCGCGGGAGAGUACUUGAAACUGGGGUUACUGUCGCCGCAGAGUUUUUCUUACGACUCCUUGGAACGGAAUCUGGAAGCAUUCCAAUUGCUGUGUGGUGAUGCAGGAUGGUGGCGAACAGAGUGCGAGGAUUUUAUGGAAAAACCGAUCUUUCACAAUCGGGUUAAUGAAACAUUGGAUAUGGAAACACCAUCUUCACAAUCGGUUAUGAAAUUGGAUAUGGAAAACCAUCUUUCACAAUCGGGUUAA